AAAACAGGGGAGAAGCCAUCCAUCUCAAAUCGAUAUUUUUAUCAUUUCGUCUCGCAUUUUCCCACUUUUUUGCUAGCGAUUGGAGAGAUGAUGUUUUUUGGCUGGCGGAAUAGGCUGUCUCGCGUCAUAUUGGUGUUUAUUAUUUGACGGGAGAUGUGCCCGAAUGUCUCGGGUGCUCCUUGACUACAAGGCCGCUGCGCCUCCGCUCUCAGCUGCUUCGGCUUCCAUUGGGAGUUCAAGUCCAGUUGGCUCUUUGUCGUCGGAAGAUCAUGACUUCGACCCGACUGCGGAGAUGCUAGUUCACGAGUACGACGACGAGAGGACCCUGGAGGAGGAGGAGUCUCUGGAAGGGGGAGGCAAUUUCAGCUCCGAGAUUGCGGAUCUGGAGAAGGAAGGGAACAUGCCGCUGGAGGAGCUGCUGGCUAUCUAUCGCUACGACGCCUCGGCCGGUUCCAGUAUAGACAGCUCCUCGGGCGACCUCACCGACGAGCUACCCGACAUGACUUUGGACAAGGAGGAAAUUGCCAAAGACCUGCUGUCUGGCGACUACGAGGAGGAGACCCAGUCAUCGGCGGAUGACCUCACCCCUUCGGUCACCUCCCACGAGGCCACCGAUUUCUUCCCCAGAACGCUGCGUUCCAACGCCGUCUCUGACGGGGAUAAAGACUCAGAGUGUGAUGACGACGGUCCAAGUCCAGAAGACUCGAGAAAGGAAAUAAUGGUGGGCGCCGAGUACCAAGCGGAGGUUCCUUUGACCGUCUGCCCCUACAUAGAAGGGGAGAAAGUGUACGAAGAGGAAGACGAGCUCAUGUGGAGCCCGGGCCCGCUGCCGGAGAGCAAGAUCAGGAGCUUCCUGACUGACGUGAUGUCACGGACGACGGACGAGAAGACGACGCACGACAAACUGCAUGUUCGAGACAACGAGCAGGCUUUGCUUGAGCUCGUCAAGUGCAACUACAACACUCACGAGGCGCUCGAACAAUAUUGUAGCCACCUCAAGUCCUCGAAAGAAAAAUGUCCUCCGUGGUCUGAAGAGGAGUGCAAGAACUUUGAACACGCUCUGCAGAUGUAUGACAAGAAUUUUCACCUCAUCCAGAAACACAAAGUGACAACGCGAACGGUAGCGGAAUGCGUCGCGUUUUACUACAUGUGGAAGAAGUCGGAGCGUUUCGACGUCUUCGUGCAGCAGAAUCGCUUCGGCAAGAAAAAGUACAGCAGCUACCCCGGCGUGACAGACCUUAUGGACAGGCUGGUGGACGAAGCCGAAGGUUUGGCCGUGGACAGUUCGUCGUCCGUGUGCUCGGCGGGCGGCGGCGGAGGAGGAAGGAUAGAAAGCGCCACGGAUCAACAGCUCAGCCUGCUCAACUCCAUCACGGCCAGCGACCUCACAGCUCUGAGCAACAGCGUAGCGACGGUGUGCAGCCCGGCCGAGGUGACGUGCCUGGACUCGUACAGCUUCCCCCCGCUGGACGGCCUCCACCGCGCCUCCCUCAACCACGACGAGCCGCUGGGCUUCCCGUCGGGAGGCGCCGACGCCGACUGCCUCAACAUGCUGGACGCCGGCUUCUACCACUCGGAUCUGGGCCAGCUGAGCGGCGUGUGCGUCGCCAAGGACUGCGAGCGACCCUCCAAGAGACUCAAGAUGGCGCUGCCGGACUCGUACAUGGGCGACGUCUCCGUGAGCAACCUGGGCGUGGACUUUGAAGCGCGCCGGACCGCGCCGCACCACCACCGGAUAACCGGCGCCAAAAUGGCCGUGUCGGUCACGGACUUCGGCGAGCCCAACGGAUUUUUGGCGGGCCACGCGCGCCACCACACGCAACACACUGCAGCACUUCAGUCCGACUGAUCUUCCUCGUCCUCUUCCUUCAUUCUUCCUUUUUUUUGCGUGUACAUAAGAAGACUGACCUCACAUAUUGUUAUAUAUAUAUAUAUAUAUAUAUAUAUAUGUGUACAGAAAUAUAAUUUUGUUUUCAUUUUUGUGUACUAUGACAUCAGUGAUGUCUCUCAUAUAUAGAUCUAAAAAUCUUGAUUUCUCUCAAGAGUUUAUAAUAGCCAUUUUAUUUGUCGCCGUGGUAACGUCCAUGUACAGUUUGGUAAACAGCGCCCUGUCGUUUUUUUUUUUUCUGCUGCCAAAAUCAUAUUUAGAAGGUGCUUAUUUUAGAGUGGUACUUUUUUUUUUUUAAAGCAGUGUUUGGUUUACAGGUACGUCGCAGUAAGCGUGUCGCGAGCUUUUUGGUUUCUUGUUUGAAUGAACCCGUCGUGACUCCUCCACUAGCGAAAAACACGUUUUUGCAGUCGCGCUUUAGAGGGGACGUGCAUAAAAAAAAAAAAAAAAAAUCUUAGUUUUAAGUGAAGGCAAUUCCAAAUUUUGGGCAGGUUUUCUGUCAAAAUGAAAACAAAUUCUCAAACAUCAAGUGAAGUACUUGAAGCGGGUGGGAUCGGCCCCCCGCGCCUUGAAUUUGAGACCUGUACGCCAAGUAAUCAGGAGAUAACCCCCCCCCCCAAAAAAAGAAAAAGUAUUUAAGUUACGAAAUCAUUGUCGUUAAGAAGUCAUACAAACGUUCAAAUUGGCCACUAAUUAAAAUCCGGUGAAGCUUUGGCCAAGUUUAUUUUGAUUCUCGAAUUAAUGUUUUGUUCAUCACCGAGUUAGCAAAACUGAGAGCACUCGUUAAAUUCCAUGAGUAGUUUUUUGGUCCAUUUUUAAAUGUGUGUAAAAUUUGGUCAUCAGGCAAUUUCGUGCUCUUGCUUUCCCGAGUCACGCCGGUUUGUUCCGUUGUUGGUGUGAACGCCAUCCAUUCACACGUGCUCAUUGGGCGGCACGGUCGCUCAGCUUGAAAGUGUCGGCCUCAGUUCUGAGGAUCCGGGUUCGAUCCCAGCCCCCGCCUGUGUGGAGUUUGCCUGUUCUCCCCGUGCCUGCCUGGGUUUUCUCCGCACUCCAGUUUCCUCCCGCAUCCCAAAAACAUGCAACAUUAACUGGACACUAAAUUGUCCCAAGGUGUGAUUGCGAGUGCGGCUGUUUGUCUCCAUGUGCCCUGCGAUUGGCUGGCGACCAGUUCAGGGUGUACCCCGCCUCAGCUGGGAUAGGCUCCAGCACUCCCUGCGACCCCCCCCCCCCCCCCGUGAGGAUAAGCGGCUUAAAAAAUGGAUGGAUGAAUGACGAACGAACUGGUGACUAAUUGUCUGCCACGGACUCAACCUCAACCCUGAGUGGACUUAAAUUUACUUGUUCAUAGCCCUUGUGAGGAUAAGCGGCUCAGAUGGAUAGCGGUCGAUGGACAUUUCAAUUUGCCCAAUUCUGUCUGCCGGUUUGAAGUAUCCCCCAUUGUUACUGACGUGGUUAGUGAUUUUUAAUUCAAAUGUUUUCACGUUUUGUUGUUCUUUUCUUUGAUUUUAAAGUCCAACUUGAUUUCUUUGCUCCCGCCCCCGUCGCAAUAUUAGCGUGAAACUGGAAACGACAGCAUUGCUUUUCCUGAAACGUUUUCUAGUCGCGACACUCAGCAUUUGUACUUAAAUUUACGUUAGUCCCCGUCACGUCGCAAUUGUGAUUUUGUGUGUACGUGCGAACUUCAGUAUUGGACGCCAGCACAGAUGUGUGUGUGUGUUGGCUGUGUAGCAAAAUGGGGGUGGGGGUGUUAUGGUGGUUGUCAGACCAUAUCAUAUUUUAACGUAGAGAUCUUCACGCAUCUAUGCAUCGUGUGACGCGGAGGGUUCAUUUCAGGGGCUGUACCUUUGUGUGUUUGCAGUGUACACACACGCUUGGAUCAACUCAUCCACGCUGUCCACGGCAUCGUUGAUGUAAAUAAGAAUUAGCAAGUAGCCUUUAAAAAGUCGAAAGACCUGACCUCUAUUUGUCAAUCUUGUGUGCAUACAAAGCUCAUUAUUAUUAUUAUUAUUAUAUGUUUGUUUUUAAAAUGGCCAUACAUUUGUAGAUAUGUACAGAAUUUUGAGGGGUUUUUUUUUUUUUUUUUUUUUUGCCUUCUACUGGUUGACUUGGGGUUGUUUGGCUUGUUUUUUGUUUUGUUUUUUUUUCCAUUAGAUGCGUUGAAACGCAAUCCGCGAACGUUUCAAAACCUCGUAAAGUGAAAUUUGGUCCGUCCCAGGGUCAAACUCCCCAUUGAUGUGUAUACGGUAACUAUUAUUUUUUGUUUUACGCUAUCCUUGGGUUGUUACAAAUGUGCUGAGUCACAUCAUAAGGUUUCCUUUGGCAUCGUGAAAAAAAACUCAAAAAGUUGGACCCAGACGUGCUUUGGCCGCGCACGCCAACCAAUUGCCCCCAACGCGUCAAUUAUUGCAAUUAUUUGCAUUAUUGCAUCAAGAGAAACUCUUCCUAUAUUUGUCUCGAUGGUAAAGGGAUGGCUGCUGCUCUUUGGGGAGAUGUUUUGUAGUUUUUAUUUUAUUUUUGUCCCAAAAAAAAAAAAAAAAAAAUGCAGUAGGUGGUGACUAGCGGUGCAGUGCUAUUUAUUAAUUUCACUUUGUGGUUUGUACAAACACGUGUCGGAAUGUAAAAGGCCAUUUUAGAAGUGGUAGCUUUGAGUAUUUUUUUUCCCCUUUCACCACCCUGUGAACUCUGGAAAAAUGUGAUAUUUUAUUAAUGUGGGAGCGUGUGCGCGUGUGUGUGUUUGUGCAAGAAAGCACUAAGCAAAUUUUAUUUUAUAUUUUUUUUUAAAGUCAUUUUGCAGGAAAAAAAAUAGUAAAUACCUUUUUGUGAAUAAAAACCCCUACAGAAAAACAAUAUAUCCAGAAUUCUAGACAAUCAAAAAGGCAUCGCUAUAGAGAAAUGUUCCAGAACAGAAGUUAUCUUUAUUGUUUAUAAGAAUUGUACAUAGACAUUCUGUUUGCUUGUUUGUUUUCUCUCUGCAUUUGUUAGACAUUCUUUUGUAUUUUCUGUUCUUCUUUAAUACCUUGUGUACAGAUCCAGAAAUAAAAGCUCUGGAAAAUGAUUCUGCAAAAACUUA
Syngnathoides biaculeatus (alligator pipefish) is the source of this 4958-nucleotide messenger RNA. RefSeq names its product mesoderm induction early response 1, family member 3 b (gene mier3b). Gene Ontology annotation, biological process: negative regulation of transcription by RNA polymerase II. Gene Ontology annotation, molecular function: histone deacetylase binding; transcription corepressor activity. The record is from RefSeq and is a predicted model, not a curated record. Lineage: Eukaryota; Metazoa; Chordata; Actinopteri; Syngnathiformes; Syngnathidae. The transcript is spliced from 13 exons. Bases 164 to 1849 code for a protein of 561 amino acids. Gene Ontology annotation, cellular component: nucleoplasm.